Messenger RNA from Abrus precatorius (Indian licorice), 1473 nucleotides. RefSeq names its product hydroxyproline O-arabinosyltransferase 1. The transcript is spliced from 8 exons. Gene Ontology annotation, molecular function: glycosyltransferase activity. Lineage: Eukaryota; Viridiplantae; Streptophyta; Magnoliopsida; Fabales; Fabaceae. The coding region runs from base 142 to 1224 and encodes 360 amino acids. The record is from RefSeq and is a predicted model, not a curated record.
AACCGGACACAGAAGAGAAGUAGUAGAAGUGAGCCGCCGGGUUGUAAAAAAUCCAACAACUCUGAAUAAUUAUUUCUCUAUUUAUUCUUCCAAUUUCUACGAAUGAUAACCUUCUCAGUGCAAAUUUGAAAGAAGGAAGAAAUGGGGUGUGGCAAUUUGUUCUUCACAAUUUUGAUAACUUUCUCAGUGGCUCUCAUAACAUACAACAUUAUCAUCUCUGCCAAUGCCCCUCUCAAGCAAGAUUUUCCAGGCCCUUCUCGUCCUUCAAUUUCUGUGGAUCCCCUUAUCAAGAUGCCACUUCACAGAUCCUCUUCUUCUUCUGCUUCUAAGAGGCUUUUUCACACUGCAGUUACUGCUUCUGACUCGGUCUACAACACUUGGCAGUGCAGAAUAAUGUACUAUUGGUUCAACAAGUUCAAGGAUGACCCUCAAUCUGGCAUGGGUGGAUUCACUAGGAUCCUUCACUCUGGCAAACCUGACAAGUUCAUGGAUGAGAUCCCCACUUUUAUUGCUCAGCCUUUACCUGCCGGAAUGGAUCAGGGUUACAUAGUCCUUAAUAGACCAUGGGCAUUUGUACAAUGGCUUCAACAAGCAGAUAUUAAAGAAGAUUACAUAUUGAUGGCUGAACCAGAUCAUAUAAUUGUCAAACCUAUACCAAACUUAGCCAGAGAUGGACUAGGAGCUGCAUUCCCUUUCUUUUAUAUUGAGCCUAAGAAGUAUGAGACAGUGCUAAGAAAGUAUUUUCCUGAGGAAAAUGGAUCAAUAACCAAUAUAGAUCCAAUUGGAAAUUCUCCUGUUAUUGUUGGAAAGGAACCCCUUAAAAAGAUUGCUCCUACUUGGAUGAAUAUCUCCCUGGCAAUGAAGAAGGAUCCUGAAACUGAUAAAGCUUUUGGAUGGGUGCUUGAAAUGUAUGCUUAUGCUGUUGCAUCUGCUCUCCACGGUGUUCGUAACAUAUUAUACAAAGAAUUCAUGAUUCAGCCUCCAUGGGACAAAGAAAUCGGCAAGUCAUACAUAAUUCACUACACUUAUGGUUGUGACUAUACAAUGAAGGGUGAGCUGACCUACGGAAAGAUUGGGGAAUGGAGGUUUGAUAAAAGAUCUUAUGAUCAUGUUGCUCCACCCAAAAAUCUGACAUUGCCGCCACCCGGUGUUCCAGAAAGUGUGGUGACUCUUGUAAAGAUGGUAAACGAAGCUACAGCAAGUAUUCCAAAUUGGUGGACAUGAAGAGCUCUAAAGGUGGUUAGUCACUGGAGACUGCUUUGGACCUAUGGCCAUUAGACACGGAUGAGCAAUGUACAUACUGCUGCUUAUGUACUUGUGUUGUAGAACCAAAAGUGUGAUUUUCUUAUAUAGCUGAGGGUUACACGUGAUAAAAACAUGUGGAUUUGUCACUGGUGCCUGAUAGAAUGCUUACGUUCAGCUGCAGCUCUAAUAUUUGGAUUUUUAAUUGAAAUUUGCUUAACUUUAUUCCAU